CAGAAACGGAAGAUCAUUCCAUCGACAAAACCAUCUCUAUUUCCCCCAAAAAAAAAAGUCCCCAAAAUCUAAUUUUCACCUUCAACAAUUAAUUAAUAAAUAAAUAAAGGAACCACCUCUAAAUCCUCUCUCCAAAAAAUAAUCAAAACUCCUCAAUAUGGCCUUUCACGUAGCUUGCCCAAUUACAUGUCGCCGAAUUUGUUUUUGCUCCCUAGGGUUUCCGCGAGAUCUCCACUCUACGAAACCAAAGGCCGACUUCCUGUUCGAUGUAGCGAGAAUCGAUGAGUUUUUGAAGGAUCCUUUGGGAAUUAGGGCUUCCAGGGAAGGAACUGUCCUGGUUUCCGUUCCUAAGGUUGUGCCUGUGCCGGCUCAGAUUCCCCCGACGCAUUCGCUAGAGGUCGUUUCGGCGAGAGAUAGAGAAGGUGAUGGUGGUGUGGGGGAGGAGGCUUUUUCAACGCAGACUAAGCGCGUGGCUAUUCAAAGGCAGGCUGCUGCUGCUAAGGCAUCUGCGGAGUAUUAUGCUAAGGUCGAGUCUGGUGAUACCGUUGCCUCAAAAGAUACUCCUGGAGAAGAUGCGGGUCCAUUAUGUCAGAUAUGCUUUGUGGGUGAAACAGGGGGGAGUGAGAGAGCGAGGAAGAUGCUCCCAUGCAAAAGUUGUGGCAAGAAGUACCACAGGAGCUGUUUGAAAACUUGGGCUCGGCAUAGAGAUUUAUUUCACUGGAGUUCGUGGACCUGUCCAUCUUGCCAAACUUGCGAGGUAUGCCGAAAGACUGGAGAUCCAAAUAAGUUUGUGUUUUGCAAAAGGUGUGAUGGUGCUUACCACUGUUACUGCCAGCAUCCUCCACACAAGAAUGUCAGCUCUGGACCAUACUUGUGCCCCAAACAUACAAGGUGUCACAGCUGUGGAUCUUCUGUCCCAGGAAAUGGACUAAGUGUGAGGUGGUUUCUGGGAUACACGUGCUGUGAUGCUUGUGGAAGAUUAUUUGUGAAGGGAAAUUAUUGCCCUGUUUGCUUGAAGGUUUAUAGAGAUUCAGAAUCAACUCCAAUGGUUUGCUGUGAUAUAUGCCAGCGAUGGGUGCACUGUCAUUGUGAUGGCAUAAGUGAUGAAAAAUAUCUUCAGUUUCAAGUAGACGGAAACCUCCAGUACCAAUGUGCUACAUGUCGUGGAGAAUGCUAUCAGGUAAAGGAUCUUGAAGAUGCUAUUCAAGAGCUGUGGAGGCGACGAGAUAAGGCUGAUCGAGGUUUAAUUGCAAGCUUGAGAGCCGCUGCUGGGUUGCCAGCCCAAGAAGACAUAUUUUCUAUCUCUCCUUAUUCAGAUGGUGAUGGAAAUGGUCCGGAGGCACUAAGGAAUGAUUUUGGGCAUUCUAUAAAACCCUCUCUCAAAGGGAUAGUCAGCAAGUCACCAAAGAAGAGCAAGGAUCAUGGAAAGAAACUUUGGAAUAAAAAAUAUUCCAAUAAAAAAGAUUCUUAUGCUGCUUCAAUUAGUAAGACUGUACCACUUCAGCAGGACAUUCAUUCUUGUGUACAUGAUUUGGAUGAUUACAAGAAUGAUGACACAGAGUCUCAAGCAAAAGGAGGAUUGGGUAGAUGUUCUUCUCCUGUUCCUGGAAUUGUGAAUCACACUGAAGGGACUUGCUCUAUCUAUCAGCCAGGUGGUUUGAAACACAAGUAUGUUAACGAGGUGAUGGUGAGCGAUGGAGAAAGGACAUCCAAAGUUGUUAAAAUCAAGAGUAAUAAGCCUCGUGAUUUGGAUAGUGGGUAUGAUACUGAAAAACAUGCUGGCAAGUCGAAGUCUGUUAAGGCAAAGAAAUUAGUAAUAAAUUUAGGGGCACGCAAAAUAAACAUCACUAGUCCAAAAUCUGAUGCUCAAAGCUGCCAAGGCGAACAAGAUUGGAAGGCUUCCAAUGAUGCAGUUGAUCACACGGGGAAAACAAAAGGCUUGAUUAAGUUUGCAAGGAGAGAAGGGAAUUUGAUUAAGUUUGGAAAAGUAAAAGCUGAAGCUUCAAACUUCAGUCCCAAAUCUGAUGGAGGGAGUCAUGCUGAUGGAUAUGAAACCGUUCCCCUAGAUUAUGCUCGUGUUUCAUCAGCUAAAAAGAGCCUUGAAGGAAGCAGGGCGGCAGUGGGACCUGCAGGUGAAGUCACUAAAUUAAGAAGUGACAAAUUAUCUGUGGGAAAGCAAUCAGAGGUCAGGGCUGAUACGCAUACAGAAAGCAAUGAUGAAUCUGGUGACACUCCUAUAUUGCAAUCAUUACAAAAGGAUUCAAAAUUUUCUUUGAAGCUAAAGAUUAAGAAACCUAAUUUUGAAAAUCAGAGUUCUCUGAUUCCUCUUCGUGAAGAAGAAAAGAGUAACAUAAGGGGCCAAAGGUCAAAAAGGAAGAGAUCUUUGAACUUCAUGGAGAAAACGAUGUAUAAUGAAGAUGAAGGUAUGUCACAAUCACAUCUAGACAGUGAAAUGAUGGAGGCUAAUUGGAUAUUGAAAAAAUUGGGUUAUGAUGCUAUUGGAAAGAGAGUUGAAGUUCAUCAGCCAUCUGACAAUUCAUGGCACAAGGGAGUUGUCUCUGACAUUGUUGAAGACACAUCAAUGUUAUCUAUUACUCUAGAUGAUGAUAGAGUAAAGACCUUGGAACUUGGGAAGCAAGCAGUUCGCUUUGUUUCUCAAAAGCAAAAGAGGUCAAAAACAUGAAAGCUGAACUUAUUAUCAAAUAUUGACAAUUGCAUCUGGACUCCAGAUACUCGUCCCAUUUUAUAGUUGAAGAGGUAGUGCCCAUUCCUAAGGGCCACAGAGAAAUCAGUUGCGUAUAUGGCCUGGUGAUCUUUCAUCGGAGCAUUGUUUGCUAUGGUGCUUUUAGCAUUUAUGUGAAAUUCUUUUGUACAACUAGUGAUUAUUUUGACGGAGGGCUAUCCCUCCAGCCCCCCAUACCCCUCUCUUCAUGUGCUCAAAUGUAGCUUGCUUCCCAGUGUUUGGAACCCUGUAUCUAGCUAGGCUUCUAGAAUAACUUUGCUGGUUGAUAAUCAGUACAUGUGCGUAGGAAGUUGCGUUGCCCUUGUUAAUUGUAGUUUAGUUUACAAAGCUCCGGAACCUCUGCUUCUUCUUUUUUUUCAAAUUUAAUUUAAUAUAUGGGUGCAUGUGUAUUAUGAAA
Messenger RNA from Populus trichocarpa (black cottonwood), 3140 nucleotides. RefSeq lists its product as uncharacterized. Gene Ontology annotation, biological process: positive regulation of transcription by RNA polymerase II. Bases 158 to 2683 code for a protein of 841 amino acids. The transcript has 12 exons. Gene Ontology annotation, cellular component: MLL3/4 complex. Gene Ontology annotation, molecular function: histone binding; transcription coactivator activity; histone H3K4 methyltransferase activity. Lineage: Eukaryota; Viridiplantae; Streptophyta; Magnoliopsida; Malpighiales; Salicaceae. The record is from RefSeq and is a predicted model, not a curated record.